Messenger RNA from Glarea lozoyensis ATCC 20868, 1512 nucleotides. RefSeq lists its product as uncharacterized. NCBI's taxonomy places the organism in Eukaryota, Fungi, Ascomycota, Leotiomycetes, Helotiales, Helotiaceae. Gene Ontology annotation, cellular component: Golgi apparatus; membrane. The record is from RefSeq and is a predicted model, not a curated record. The transcript has a single exon. Bases 1 to 1512 code for a protein of 503 amino acids. Gene Ontology annotation, molecular function: zinc ion transmembrane transporter activity. Gene Ontology annotation, biological process: transmembrane transport; intracellular zinc ion homeostasis; zinc ion transport.
AUGGCUUCAAGCCUGCCAAUUCCCGCUCCUCCUCGGACGCCCACCCCGCCAACGCCCAUACCAGAGGAGCCAGCUGGAUUGGGCAUUGGGCCAGCAGGGCAGACGGUGCAAUCUACCAUCUCCUGGGAUCCCAAUACCUUGUCCCCAAAUGCAGACACCUUUUCACAACGGUUUGGCUCAAUGGCCUCGCCGAUGAACAGCAGCAUUGGUUCUGCGAGUCCAGCGACGCCAGCCUUUGAUACCUUUGACACCUACGACAACAAUGGCACAACGAGACCUCCGUCAGCUGGAGCAAGAAAUCCGUUCAACUUCCAGACGCAGAUCAUCAGCGACACUCCUGCAGUCGCAAAAUCAGUAGGGCAAUCACAGCGCGCAGCAAAAGGCGGUCCGCCUCGAAGAAUCUAUGCUAACAGACGCAAAAAGAACAUAGGCCAGCGCAGAGGUCACAGAUACAAGCACAGCAGUGUCUCUGCCCAGCACCAAAUCUUCCUCGAACCCCCUCCCCGAGCACCUCUAGCACUUCCCGCCUCCCUCCCCAUCCCUACGUUCAAAGAAGCAUGGCAUAGCAUGUCGAAAGAGCAGACCACGCGAAUAGUUUGGUGUGGCUGCCACGCCUUAGUAUCAGCAUAUGUGCUCUACUCCUCCGCCGGAUCUCUGGCCCUCACAGCACUCUCCCACCUCAUCUUCUUCGACGCCAUCUCGGCCACCAUCUGCGUAGUCGUCGACGUAUUCUGCAACUUCGAAGUCUGGAAACGGUCGUCCAUCCGUCACCCCUUCGGCCUGCAGCGCGCAGAAGUCCUAGCCGGCUUCGCCAUGUCCGUCUUCCUCCUCUUCAUGUCCUUCGACCUCAUAUCCCACAACCUCAAACACGUCCUCGAAUCCAUGGGCCACCACGAACCGCACCACCCACACGAACACCGGCGCAUCUCCCCAGGGAGCAUCGACUCCGCGGCCCUCCUCUCCAUCCUCGCAACGCUAAUCUCAGCCAUUGGUCUCAAAAACCACGCUCGCAUAGGCUACGCCAUGCGCUUCGCAUACAUUUCCUCCCUCCCCUCCAUCCUCUCCAACCCCUCACACUUCCUCACCCUCUCCUGCAGCGCCAUCAUGUUCCUCCUGCCCUUACUCAGCAUCAAAAUGUACAUCUGGCUUGACCGUCUCCUAUGCACCGUCAUCGCGGCAUCCAUGCUCUUCCUCGGCAUCCGUCUCGCCAUGACGCAGGGGCUCAUGCUACUCAUGUCCCACAACGACGAUGGCGUGAAAGACGUGAUAAGAGAGAUUGCGAGGGAGCCGAUGAUCAGCAGUAUCCAGGAAGCGCGGUUCUGGCAGGUGCAUUUCGGGCUUUGCAUGGCGAAUAUCAAAGUCGUAGUACGCGGUGAUGAUAGCCAGGUGUUGAAAUUGAGGGAUCGGAUUACGGUGUUAGUGCGGAAUAGACUUGGGGGUGGAUAUGGUAGGGGUGGAGGCGUGAAGUGGGAGGUUACGGUGCAGUGUACACAGGAGAAGGGACGGUUUUAG